Messenger RNA from Nicotiana tabacum (common tobacco), 459 nucleotides. RefSeq lists its product as uncharacterized. Lineage: Eukaryota; Viridiplantae; Streptophyta; Magnoliopsida; Solanales; Solanaceae. The record is from RefSeq and is a predicted model, not a curated record.
AUGAUGAAGGACUUAAUGUCUAGAAAAUUCGCUUUCCAAGACCUGGACACGGUGACUCUUACUCAGACCUGCAGUGCAGUGGUAACUAGACUAAUUGCGGAGAAGCUAUCUGACCCAGGGAGCUUUACAAUUCCCUGCACUAUUGGUAAUUUUGCUUUUGCUAAGGCACUUUGUGAUUUAGGGGCUAGCAUUAAUCUUAUGCCCCUGACGAUUUAUAAGAGGCUGGGGAUUGAAAGAGCUAGACCCACCUCUAUGCUAUUGCAGCUGGCUGAUAGGACUGUAAAAAGACCCUCUGAUAUCCUGGAUGAUGUGUUGAUUCAGGUGGGGAAAUUUGCGUUCCCUGCAGAUUUUGUGAUCUUGGAUUGCAAGGUAGAUGAAGAAAUUCCCAUAAUUUUGGGAAGGUCGUUCUUGGCCACUGGGAAAGCUCUCAUUAAUUGUGAAACUGGGAGCUCAAUAUGA